AUGAAGUCCCUUUGUGCUAUCUUAGCUCUUUUCUCUCUUCUUUUGUUUACCAAAACAAUAGAUUCAAGAAGAGAUGUCGGGAAAUACUGGAAAAAUGUCAUGAAAGAGCAACCUAUGCCACAGGCAAUUGAAGGCCUCCUUGUUGAUAUAUCUGAUUCAACACCAAAAGAGAAAGCCGACUGCCAUGAAAAAGUGAAAAAACCUUUUGUUGAGGUUGAGGUUGAGGUUGAGGUUGAGGAAUUUGAACCCAGACCCAGUACCACACAGUACAAUGAUCAUGAAACUAAAGCAAAGCUCUCUUCCAAAUACAAUGCUGGUCCUAAAGCUAAGCAGUCAUUUGCAGCAAAAGAAGAGUUUGGGCCAAGGCCAAAUCCUUUGAUUUACAGUGGCUAA
Molecule: messenger RNA, 393 nt
Organism: Prunus armeniaca (apricot)
Lineage: Eukaryota; Viridiplantae; Streptophyta; Magnoliopsida; Rosales; Rosaceae
Source: the annotation of a GenBank genome assembly